Spathaspora passalidarum NRRL Y-27907 is the source of this 384-nucleotide messenger RNA. RefSeq lists its product as uncharacterized. NCBI's taxonomy places the organism in Eukaryota, Fungi, Ascomycota, Pichiomycetes, Serinales, Debaryomycetaceae. Bases 1 to 384 code for a protein of 127 amino acids. The transcript has 2 exons. The record is from RefSeq and is a predicted model, not a curated record.
AUGGCUCAAGGGAAGAUUAAAUUAAAGGCUAAAGCUCCAGCUAGAGUAACCAAGAAGCAACAGAAUCCAAAGAGGAACGCUCCUAAGAUUAUUAAGCCUAAGAAAACCGUCGCUAAAGAAGCUAAGAAGUUGACCAAAGUACACCAAAGUCAGUUAAUGACAUCUACUGAAAAGUUGAUUGCUAGUAGAGUUGGACAUUUAGAAUUAAUCAAGGGAUCAAGAAGAGAAAUUGAAAAGGAACAAAAGGCUGCUGAUAAAAAUAACGCUGCUAACAAAGAAAAGCUUGAACCAACAUUGGCCAUACCUGAGUUGACAGCAUUAGAUCCUGAUCUUGUUUUAGAAAAAGAGAAAAAGGAAAGAAAAUCACGACGUAGAAUACGGUAA